AUGGCGAACACCAGCGCGUUCGGGGAGACCAGCGCGUCUCUGCACAGCCACGCGCCCGCGGCCUCUGCGGUCAAGCUGGCCUCCCUGGGGCUGAUCAUGGGCGCGAGCCUGCUGGGCAACGCGUCGCUGUCCCUGCUGCUGGUGAAGGACAGCUCGCUGCACCGGGCUCCUUACUUCUUCCUGCUGGACCUGUGCCUGGCCGAUGUGGUGCGCUCGGCCGUCUGCUUCCCCUUCGUGAUGGCCUCCGUGGGCAGCGGCGUGGGCGGCUCGGCCUGGCCCUACAGCCCCCUCAGCUGCAAGAUCGUCGCCUUCCUGUCGGUGCUCUUCUGCUUCCACGUCGCCUUCCUGCUCUUCUGCGUCAGCGUCACCCGCUACAUGGCCAUCGCCCACCACCGCUUCUACUCCAAGCGCAUGAGCCCGUGCACGUGCGCGGCCGUCAUCUGCAUGGUCUGGACCCUCUCGGUGGCCAUGGCCUUCCCGCCGGUCUUCGACGUGGGCACGUACAAGUUCGUCAGCGAGGAGGAGCAGUGCACCUUCGAGCACCGCUACGUGAAGGCCAACGACACGCUGGGCUUCAUGCUGAUGCUGGCCGUGGUGGUGGGCACCACGCACGCCGUCUACGUCAAGAUGCUGUGCUUCGUCUACGACCACCGCAAGAUGAAGCCGGCCCAGCUGGUGCCCGCCAUCAGCCAGAACUGGACCUUCCACGGGCCCGGGGCCACCGGGCAAGCCGCCGCCAACUGGAUCGCCGGCUUCGGCCGCGGGCCCACGCCGCCCACGCUGGUGGGCAUCCGGCAGGCCUCGCACCCGGGCAACAGGAGGCUGCUGGUGCUGGACGAGUUCAAGACGGAGAAGCGCAUCGGGAAGAUGUACUACAUGAUCACGCUGACCUUCCUGGUGCUCUGGGCCCCUUACAUAAGCGCCUGCUACCUGAGGAUAUUUGUGCGCGGGGCGCCCGUCCCGCAGCUCUACUUGACCGCUGCGGUGUGGAUGAGCUUCGUCCAGGCCGGCGCCAAUCCCGUCGUCAGCUUCCUGUUCAACAAGGAGCUCCGGAUGAGACUCAGAGCCUGUUUUUCCUGCUGCCUGGGCACGCAGACGCCCAUGGAGCCGUACUGUGUCAUAUGA
Molecule: messenger RNA, 1125 nt
Organism: Menidia menidia (Atlantic silverside)
Lineage: Eukaryota; Metazoa; Chordata; Actinopteri; Atheriniformes; Atherinopsidae
Source: the annotation of a GenBank genome assembly